CUCUAUAUCCAUGAUUCUUGACAAUUGUAAAUAACUGAAUCUGGGCAUGUUCCUCUCUUCUCUGGAAUCUUGCAUGUUGGUUCUAGCAUAUCCAUGAUUCUUGACAACAAGAAUUUUUUCGACAAACACACUGUUUAAUUUCUCAACUUUCUUGCAUUGUUGCAUAUUCUUGAUUACUGAAUCUGGGUAUGUUCCUCUCUUCUUCUUCCUCUUCUUCUUUUCUUGGUCCCGUGUUUAUGCUUUCUUUGUGGGUCUUGCAUAAUGGUUCUAGUUAGUUGAUAUAUUGUUUAUGUGGCUUAAUUUCUCCUCCUAAUCUGUUUCUAUAUAUUGCCAACACUUUUUACUUUCACUAAUUUCCCAUGUUUUAGUAUCGCCAAGAAGUACCUUCUUGUGUGGUUUUCCUGUUUAAAGAUAUCUGACGUUCACCAGGUGUUUGAGAAAAUGUCUUAGCUAGAAAAAUCAUAAUCUAUUAGAUAUAUUGGUGGUCAAGUUCUCUAUGUUUCUGACACGAAGCUUCUCCAAUAAGUAGCAAGCAAUUUACUUUUUAAGGUUGUGUGUACUGAAGGACCAUAGAAAAUUAGAGAACUGGGUGCUAUGGGUGCUUAUGGGGAGGAUGGCAAUAUGCAUCUAGCCAGGGAAUGGGGCCGCUCCCAUCGCCGAAUUGUCUUUGCUGCUGAUAUGAUAGGCAGAGAGAAAGAAAGGGCCCUAUUAGAGGCAGUUGUUAAGAAUCCUAAUCGAUAUGUAUUUGAACAUCAUUUUGCUGUAGAUUUGUUGACCACUCAGGAAUUUGCAGGGAUGAGGUCUAUUGGAAUGGUUUUCCCUUCAUGCUUUUACAGGCAACAACUCUUCAGUUGCAUCUGCAUUAUCAAGGUCGGGUUCAUGAUUAGCUUUGGUAGUUCUUCAUUUGUCUUGUUCUGUUGUAAUUUUCCAUUCCAAGAUGAAUUUAUUGCAACUUAUGUGAGUAUAGUGUUAUAAAUUAUUGUUUUCUGAGCUAAGGCAAAUGAAUGAAUAGAAAUUGCAUGUGUUUGUUCACUUGAUAAUCUUGAAUAGCGCAGAAAAUCUUUUGUUCGUGAUCCAAUUAGAUGUUUUUUCUCGGGAAUUACAUAUUGUGGCUAUUAUGCUUCUUAUCUCCUACUUGACGUUUUGUAUCAUGUAG
Molecule: messenger RNA, 1156 nt
Organism: Solanum dulcamara
Lineage: Eukaryota; Viridiplantae; Streptophyta; Magnoliopsida; Solanales; Solanaceae
Product: L-aspartate oxidase 2-a, chloroplastic-like
Exons: 4
Coding region: 595-975 (126 amino acids)
Biological process (GO): NAD+ biosynthetic process
Molecular function (GO): L-aspartate oxidase activity
Source: RefSeq, a predicted model, not a curated record